Molecule: messenger RNA, 2689 nt
Organism: Linum trigynum
Lineage: Eukaryota; Viridiplantae; Streptophyta; Magnoliopsida; Malpighiales; Linaceae
Source: the annotation of a GenBank genome assembly
CGCGAUCCGGGGAAGGGACGAAUUAGAGAGUGAAGUAUUACCUUGCCGGUUAAUUUAUUCAUGAACUUGGUGUUGGCGGCGAAACUCAUAAGAAAGACUGGAACACUGACGUACACGGCGAACUUCCCGACCUCUAGAAUUCCCUUGGAAAAUUCGAUGUUUGACAUUUUGUUUCGCCGGCGAGGAGGAAACAAAAAUCUCAGGUGUAAGGAGGAAAUUGUUCACUGCGGCCUCUCGCUAAUUUAUAUUGAGGCGGUCCUGUGGGAAGGAGAAAGGAGAGGAUCAGGCCUUCGCUACGUGGCAGAGUAGGAAAUUGUUCACUGCGGCCUCUCGCUAGUUAUUUUAUUCUUUGCACCCCAAAAUUAAUUUGUAGACACAACCAGGAACCAGCCCUUGGACAAAUGAGUGGGCUAGCCGCACCUACCUAGGUUGAAAAGCAGAUAGCAGUAGUGGGCCUCGCAAAAUAUGUUUGUAACGUUAACCAUAAGAUGGCUUUGUACUGUUGGGCCUUGCAGAGCCCAACCUCUUGCCUGUGGCUGGUUGAGUUUUUAUUAGUUCCCCGUCGGUCCACACCCAAAAAUCUCCCCUUUUCCUCGCUCGCUGUCUUCGGGUUGCGCUUCUACUCAGAGACUGCGCGCGGUGCUCUGCUGCUUCAGUGCGGAUUUCCCCAGUCGCCGUCUUCCUUUUGCUCUCCACCCGACGACUUCUGGUGCUUCCGUUGAAACCCUAGCCAUCUUCAACAAUGCAGUGCUCAAUAUCUGGCGACGUGCCGGUGGAGCCCGUCGUGAACGCCAAGUCUGGGCUUCUGUACGAGAAGCGCUUAAUCGAGAGGUUCAUUGAUGAUACUGGUAAAUGCCCAGUUACGGGGGAAACUCUUACAACAGAUGACUUAGUACCGAUCAAAAUGGGCAAGAUUGUGAAGCCCAGAACUGUUCAGACAGCUAGCAUUCCUGGAAUGCUAGGCAUGUUCCAGAAUGAAUGGGAUGGACUCAUGUUGUCCAAUUUUGCUUUGGAACAACAACUACAUACUGCACGUCAGGAGCUCAGUCAUGCACUCUACCAGCACGAUGCAGCUUGCCGUGUAAUUGCAAGACUUAAAAAGGAAAGGGAUGAAGCAAGAGCGUUGCUUUCACAGUCGGAUAGACAGAUUCCUAUGUCGGCCGCAGCAGCUGGUGCAACUAACGCUUCUGCUGUUGCUAAUGGAAAAAGAGCAGCGGAGGAUGAUGAUUUGGCCCCUCCUGGAAAGAAGCUUCGCCCAGGAAUUUCAGCUGACAUAAUUACCGAGUUAACUGAAUGUAACGCUGCCCUUUCACAGCAACGUAAAAGGCGACAGAUUCCUGCAACCUUGGCGUCUAUUGAAGAUUUGGGGAGAUACACCCAACUUUCCAGUCAUCCACUUCACAAGACUAACAAGCCAGGAGUCACAUCUAUUGACAUCCAGCAUUCAAAGGACUUUAUAGCCACUGGAGGAGUUGAUUCCACAGCUGUAAUCUUCGAUCGCUCAUCAGGACAGAUCCGAUCAACCCUUAGUGGACACUCUAAGAAGGUUACUAGUGUAAACUUUGUAGCUGAUGGUGGGACGUUCUUGACAGGAUCGGCCGAUAAGACUGUUCGUAUAUGGCAAGAAUCUGAAGAUGGGAACUAUGAUUGCCGACACAUUUUGAAGGAUCAUACUGCCGAGGUUCAAGCUGUCACUGUCCAUGCCACUAAUAACUACUUUGUCACUGCUUCUCUUGACAAUACAUGGUGCUUCUAUGAUCUUUCCUCAGGUUCAUGCUUAGCACAGGUUGCUGCCGACACAGACAGUUCGAAUCUUGUAGGGUACACAGCUGCUGCCUUCCAUCCUGAUGGUCUAAUUCUUGGAACUGGCACCUCUGAAGCUAUUGUCAAAAUUUGGGAUGUUAAAAGCCAGGCCAAUGUUGCCAAAUUUGAAGGGCAUGUUGGGCCAGUAACUGCCAUAUCUUUCUCCGAAAAUGGUUACUUCCUUGCUACGGCUGCACAUGAUAGUGUUAAGCUUUGGGAUUUGCGCAAAUUGAAGAACUUCCGGACUCUCAAUCUUUAUGACGGAGAUGCACCAACCAACUCCGUGGUAUUUGACCACAGUGGCUCUUACUUGGGAGUUGCGGGCUCAGACAUAAGAGUCUUCCAAGUAGCUAGUGUGAAAGCAGACUGGAACUGCAUCAAAACUCUUCCCGAUUUAUCCGGAACAGGGAAAGCAACAUGUGUGAGAUUUGGUCCAGAUGCGAAAUACCUUGCUGUAGGAUCAAUGGAUCGUAACCUCAGAAUAUUUGGGCUGCCUGAGGAGGAUGUGGAACCACCACAGCCAGAGGCUUAAGAGCCAACUCAUCAGAGAGAGAAGCAAGCCAGCCAAUCUUUUUGGCUUUCAGGAGCAUUGUUACAUUUUUGCUUCCACUGGGGUCUGAGGAAUUUUUCAGUAAGGGAGCGGCAGAGCAAACGGUGGGAUCUUAAGUGUUUCAGUAUUAGGUGUGGUUUCUUUAGACUCCAAGAAAGAUCGUCGGGCGCAUUAGUGAGUUUUCUGUAGAACAUUGAGGUGGAAGAGUCACUGGAACACUGGUUGGUACAGCUAAUGAGAGUUCGAUUUGUAUGGUGCCUUGUAUUUCGCAGAUGACGAUACUCUGUUCUUUUUGGUUGCAAGAGAAAAUUUCUCCAGACGUUUCACUAUUGUAGU